Talpa occidentalis (Iberian mole) is the source of this 1584-nucleotide messenger RNA. It is a transcript of the gene TMPRSS12, whose product is annotated as transmembrane serine protease 12. The transcript has 6 exons. Gene Ontology annotation, molecular function: serine-type endopeptidase activity. The coding region runs from base 33 to 1268 and encodes 411 amino acids. The record is from RefSeq and is a predicted model, not a curated record. Gene Ontology annotation, biological process: acrosome reaction; proteolysis. Lineage: Eukaryota; Metazoa; Chordata; Mammalia; Eulipotyphla; Talpidae.
CUCGCCGCCAUCUUGCGCACACGAGUCCCGACAUGGGCCCGGGGCUCCUGAGCGCCGCGCUGGUGUUUGUGGGGACCUCGCUCCUGUACGCGGAACUCCCCCCGCUGCCCGAAAGGAACGGGGGUGCACCUGCCCGGGGACAGGCCGGCGGCCCCGGGGAGGCCAAGGCCCCGCCGAGCGGCGUGAACGGAUCCGCCCAGAAAGGGGAAGAGCUGUUGAAAGUUAUUAGGCGAGCUUUUAUUAGGAAGGGUGAAAUUUUCACCUUGAUUCACCACGCCCAGAGUCAUGACUCGCCAUUUAACACAAGGAGGAACGUGAUACCUGGCCAGAGAAACCUCUCUCAGUGUAAAACUUUUGGGGAAAAUACAGUUGUAAAACCGAGGGGAAUUGCGUCAAUUGAAUCUCUUCCUAUUUCUUGUGGAACAGCACCGCUUAUGAAUGUGUUAAAAGGGUCUCGGAUUAUAGGGGGCUCAGAAGCUCCAAUUGGUUCAUGGCCAUGGAUAGUCAGCCUGCAAAUUCAGUCUGGCAGGACUCUUGUUCAUAUAUGUGGAGGCAGCAUAGUGAAAGAAAGGUGGAUCCUCACAGCUGCUCACUGCAUUAAAGACACCAACAAUCCUUUGCUAUGGAGAGUUGUGAUUGGAACUAAUAAUAUAGGUGGGAGACUGCCACAAACCAAGAAGAUGAAAGUUAAAGCCAUCAUUAUCCACCCAGCCUUCAAUUUGCAAUCUUAUUUCAGUGAUAUUGCACUUUUUCAUUUAAAAAAAGCAGUGAGAUAUAAUGACUAUAUUCAGCCUAUUUGUCUACCAUUUGAUGUUUUUCAAAACUUGAACCAAAGCACAAAGUGCUUUAUAAGUGGCUGGGGAAGAACAAAAGAAGAAGGUAAUGUUACAAAUAUGUUACAGGUAGCAGAAGUGCAUUAUAUUUCUCGAAACAUUUGUAAUUCUGCGAAGAGUUAUGGGGGAAUAAUUCCUGACACUUCGUUUUGUGCAGGUGAUGAAGAAGGAGCUUUUGACACUUGCAGGGGUGAUAGUGGUGGACCAUUAAUGUGCUACUUACCAGAACAUAAGCGAUUUUUUGUAAUGGGAGUAACCAGUUACGGACACGGCUGUGGUCGAAAAGGUUUUCCUGGUGUGUAUAGCGGGCCGGCCUUCUACCAAAAAUGGCUGACAGAGCACCUCAACCUGGAAAGCAAUGGCAUAGCCAACAUCCAUGUUCUAUUGGGACAGGUCCUUGUGUUCUUAAGUUCUGUUGUCUUACUAACUCCAUAAAGAAAUUCUGAAGAAUAUUUUUUAUGGUGACCCCCCCAUGUUCCAUAUAAUGAAAAUCAUCUAUUCUUUUUGCAAGUUAUUGUCCACUUCAGAGUUUUCAUGUGAACAAUUUUGGAAUAAAAGGAUUGUGACAUAUUGUAUAUAUGGUUAUAAAUUUGGCACUGAAUCACAUGCUUCUGGAGGUAUCUGUUGCAUUUAGAACACUUUCCUAGAGUUUGUAUCAAAUAUUCACUUAAGUGCAUACUUUGUAUAUAAAUACCAAAUGAUAAAAUUUAUAAUUGAUUUGAAAGCUGUUCUUUUGUUAAAUUAAUAAAAC